AUGAGAAGGAGUACGGGUGUGUUCUCAAUCCGCCCCCUCCAACCCCUCCAACCUCUCUACCCCAUGGCGUCCUCGCAGCCGGACCUGCCCCCUUUCGAGGACCAACACGGUUCACCCAAUCAUAUCGGAUCGAUGCUACGUGGCCAAACGUCCAAGUUCGCGUAUCCAGGCAGCGACUCGGCCUUCUCGAACACCAUUUUUCUUUCUUUGUACGAGGAAGAAGAGUAUUUCGAGUCUGUACAGUCAAGAGGGGUCAAGAAAGGGACAGAUGUGACGGAGGUGUCCACCGAGGCCUUAGCCCGGCCUUCUGUGUACUUCAUCUUACGUUUAUUUGACUCACUUAGGGGGUACCACAAGGGAUACCUUGACUUGUCGGGUCGUCAUCCAGAGCGAUAUUAUAUUCUGCAAAGCCAGUGGAACGGGUACCUCUGCAGUUUCUUGAAACUCGAAACCGCAGACGACGAGGUCACCGAAACUUCGAAGCAAGCAGAAAGCUGGAGGCGCUUUCGUCAUAAGUGGCGCCUGCCCGAGUCAGUUAACCACUCGCAACUGCUCAAAUGCACUCAGACUGUCCUCCGAGACCUUAAACAGCACCCAAUGCCUCGAUUCCAGUUGAUUCACCUCACUGACCUGCCAGUCGAGGUGCUGGAUAACAUCAUCAAUCUGGCAUCUCUUGAUGCUGCAAAGGUUCUCUCUUCUACAUGCGGUCUGCUGAACGAAAUCGCUCAGAGACACCUCUUUCGAACCUGGAGGAUCAAGCUUCAUGUUCCUUCCAAUGUUAACCCUUUCAACGUCGAAUAUUCCGAUAUCGAUAUGCCCUUAAUGGCUCAUCAUUGUCGUGCCGAUCUCGAGGCAAACGCACGAUUCGUCCUCUCAACUCAAUGCAUUCGCCACCGCAUCAACAAAUUAGUGUUAACCGACGAAUGGUGGGUCAACCGCAGGGCCCACUCGAACGAAAACAAUCCCUUCGCACUCGCCAUCGAUUUCUACAAGUCAAUCACACGAGCUUUUUGUUCUGUGCUUAAAGGCUCUGCAAAUGUAUCUACACUCGUGCUCUGCAAUAUUGAGCUAGGACCUGAGCUUAUACGCCGGAUUUCCGACACCCCAUCCCUACAUACCCUCGACCUCCAUCUCAGUCGCGUGCCACGUGUCGUACGGCAGAAGCUCUUAAUCGGCGCGUCGUUCGUCUGCCCACGUAUCGCGAACCUGCGCAUAUACAUGGAUUCCAGCUUCCAGGAGACCCACAGUCAGUGGUAUGCGCUCCUUAUAUGCCCCAACAUUCGCACUCUUUCAGUGAUACGAUAUGGUGUUGGUCCAUUUCCGUCGGAGGACGCUGGAUUUUGGGAAAGAUGCGGCCUUGACAGCCUGGAAAGAGUCUUGCUGGACAACAUCGAUGCCAGCGAUCUGACUGGGUUCAUGAGAUGGCUCAUGAUUUCACCUCCAUCCCUCCUCACCCACUUCAAGCUGCACAUGGACUGGGCCAUCCCUGACGUCGACGUGCUCGCCGUCUUGUCAUCCCUUCGACCCGCGCCACUUGAAAUUCUCGUUCUCGAAGGUCUUGCACAGGCAGAAUUCGACGCAUUUCAAACAAUCGGUCGAUGGUUUCCUGAACUCGUUGCUCUGACACUUGUCCGACGACACAAUCGUAACCAGCACCAGAACAAGCUCGCACUAUGGCCACACCCGUCAUGGCAAUAUGCGAAGUAUCUCGAAGGGUUCAAGCGCCUAAAGCACUUCUGUUGGAAUUAUUUGACGGAGUAUUGGGAUGCGACGCCAAGGGCGAUGAUCGCUUUCGAGAAUGACUUCGGUGGCGUUACAGCAGAUGGAUCAGACGCAGCUACCGAUCCAGAGUCUUAUCCAAAUCCCAGCUCGAUCCUCCACGCCGUUGAGAGCGACACUUCAAUGACAACGACGCACCUUCUGGACGCAGAGCCGUCCGACGAAGCGCCCUACUUUCUUGAUAGCCAUUGGAUGGCACUCCCAUUCAUUGCACACUGCCCGACAUUAGAGUCGUUUUCUCUUAUGGAUCGUGCAGUUGACAUGUUGUGUCACAUCUCAAGGGGUUCCGAGUGCUCACAAGUGGUAUUGACACCCAAGUAUUGUUCACAUUUGGUGGAUUCUUGUUGGGAUGUACAGCAGUGGAAUACGGUUGGCUCGCACUGGCCUUCAUUGCCCCCUUUUGCGAGGACCAGGGAUGGCUAA
Messenger RNA from Cyclocybe aegerita, 2202 nucleotides. NCBI's taxonomy places the organism in Eukaryota, Fungi, Basidiomycota, Agaricomycetes, Agaricales, Hemipholiotaceae. The record is from the annotation of a GenBank genome assembly.